Molecule: messenger RNA, 213 nt
Organism: Pelobates cultripes (western spadefoot toad)
Lineage: Eukaryota; Metazoa; Chordata; Amphibia; Anura; Pelobatidae
Source: the annotation of a GenBank genome assembly
AUGGCGUCCCCUCAGGUGCCCACUCUUGACCACUGGAUGGACAAAGUGGAGGAGAUACAUGGCAUGGAACAACUCACGGCCUCUCUCCGGAACACCACGGAACGCUACCAACAGAUCUGGACCCCCUGGCUUAUGUUUCUUGCGGAGGACCGCACGGCCAGGACACAUCCAACGACUGAUGCCACCCUCAUAGCCGGAGGGGAGACUGCUUAG